Molecule: messenger RNA, 1149 nt
Organism: Penicillium longicatenatum
Lineage: Eukaryota; Fungi; Ascomycota; Eurotiomycetes; Eurotiales; Aspergillaceae
Product: tannase
Exons: 2
Coding region: 1-1149 (382 amino acids)
Source: RefSeq, a predicted model, not a curated record
AUGAUUAACGGUGCUAUGGCCGAGAGCAAGAAAUUGUAUGCCUACUACCAGGCCUGCUCGGAGGGUGGUCGCGAAGGAUGGAGUCAGAUCCAGCGUUAUGAUGACUGGGAUGGUGCCGUUGUCGGUGCUCCCGCUUUCCGAUACGCGUUCCAACAAGUCCAGCAUCUCUGGUUUGAUAUGGCUAUGAAGAACUUGGAUUACUACCCGCCACCCUGUGAGCUGACCAAGAUCCUCAACCUGUCCAUUGCUGCCUGUGACCCACUGGACGGAAUCACCGACGGCGUCGUUUCUCGCACGGAUCUUUGCAAGAUUCACUAUGAUCUUGACAAGGCUGUUGGAGAGGAGUAUUACUGUGCCGCUACAGCUAGCUCUGGCGGCUAUGGGAAGAGACAGGCAUCUUCAACACCCGCUCAGAGUGGCAAGGUUACUGCCGAAGGCGUGGCACUGGCCAAGGCUAUUAUCGGCGGUAUGAAGGAUAGCAAUGGCAAACAAGUCUAUCUUUCUUACCAGCCGUCGGCAACCUGGUCUGACGCCGCAACUGCCUACAACUCCACGACCGAUUCUUGGGAGCUGAGUGUUAGCGGAAUUGGUGCAGACUGGAUUGACCGUUAUCUGGACUUGAUCGACAGCGAGUCAUUGUCACUCGAUGGAGUCACCGAAGAUACGCUGAAAAGCUGGAUCUACGAAGGAUGGCAGAGGUACGAUAGAGGUAAAAUUCUCCACGUCCAUGGAGAGUCCGACUUCAGUGUUCCGGCCGCAUCAUCCGUGCGCUACUGGGAAUCUGUCCGUAGUGUCAUGUAUCCACAUUUAUCCUACACUGCCAGUGCUGCCAAGCUCAACGAGUGGUACCGGCUGUACCUGAUUCCCGGUGCUGGUCACUGCUCGCCGAGUACUGAUCAGACGAACGGUCCUUUCCCACAGACUACCCUGCAAGUGCUCAUCAACUGGGUUGAGAAGGGAGUGACCCCGUCUACUCUUCCUGCUACUGUCUUGCAGGGCUCUGAGGAGGGGAAGAGCUGGGAGCUUUGCGCUUGGCCUCUUCGUCCUUUGUGGACUAAUAAGGGCGCCAAGUUCGAAUGUGUAUAUGAUCAGACUUCGAUUGAUACUUGGCACUGGGAUUUGAAUGCUUGGAGCCUUCCUGUGUACUAA